UCCUCUUCUUCUUCAGUGAGCUUAGUGGGACAACAGCAUGCUUCCAUCGCAAAGUUUAGCCAACAAGCAGGUGAAAGGAGGGCACGAUGGGCUGAGGGUUUAGCCCCUCGCUGCCCUCAGCAAACACUCACCCUCCCUCGCUCCCUCCUUCUCCUCCCCGCCAUUAUUUGUCCUGAGCGCACAGCCCCCAAUGGGCCCUUUUGGAAGGCGGCAAAAAGAAGAAGAAGAAGAAGAAGAGCGAUUGCAGCUGUGACGUGGGCGUUGUUGUUCCAUUCAGCGCCCUCGCCAUGGCAACGGGGCAAAAGGCCCUUGGAAGCACGCAGCUCGUCUCGCUGGACAGCGCAGCCAGCUGGAAGUCUCGCUCUCCGGCUCCAAUAGUGGCUAAAUAUCCCAAAUAUUCCUUUAGAGAUUACUGCAGCACUGAAAGGUUCAACUUCACUCAUCCAUGUUAAUUCACUUUCUAUCUAGUCUAUAUACAUUUCAAUGUUUUUCCUUUAGAGGCUAUUUUCAAUUUUCAAGAGCACUUGUCCUCGUCUGACUUUGGACGAGAGGCAGUGGACAUAGACCUUGGUUUCAGGUUAGGAACGGCGCGGAAUAAACUAGUUAGCGAAGGUUAGGGUAAUAUGUGGUCACGUGGCACAAGAAGGCAUAGCGAGUUACUGUACUUCGUAUUUUUCCUUUGACUGUUUUAUAUUUAUGGCAAAAAAGUUUUUUUUUUCCAUCCAAGUAUUUGCUGUAAUUAUGACUAUACAUGUGUUCUAUCUCAUGUACAAAUUCGGGUUAAAUUGCUACCGCAUGGAGAGAACUCCGUCAUAAACCAAGGAACUGGUGGUGUUAUACGCUACAUAAAUAUCCCAAUUCUUGCCGUUACCGUAGAAAACGGGUGGUGUUGCACAAGGCUCACUGUUCAGUCCACACAUUUUUUAUAUACGCUUCAUGAAUGUCCAAAUUGACUGGUGUGACAGUGUAAAAUGCUGGUGUUCCACAAGGCUCCCUAUUAGGUCCACUCUAUAGACUGCGAAUGUCAAAAUUACUUGACGUUCCGGUAGGCGAGCAAGAUAAUAAUGGAAUGGAAUAAUGUUCAAGAGUAUGCUGUCACUCUGCAGAAGACAGCAUGCAAUUACUGCUGUACUUACAGUUUUUAAUUUGAUUGUUUUAUAUCUGUGGCCUCCAAGUGUUUUUCAUACAUUUUUGGUUAGCAUAGGUUAUUGAUAGACUAUGACGAGUUCCGACUUCUGUUACAUCGCAGCCGUGGAAAACGAGGACCCCCUAUGUACUACAUUUUUGAAACGAUAAGUUUUGUUUUCGUUGAACAGGUUGAACACUUUCUGUUGUUUACAAAACUUUUACUGUAUGUUAGCUAUCCAGGCUGUGUUUGGAAUCACUACCAGGGGUGUCAAACUCAUUUUUGUUGCAGCCACAUUGCAGUUACGGUUUCCCUUAGGGGGCCGUUAUGACUGUGACACCAUAUUCAUGUUUAAUCGCCUCAUCAUAUUAUUGCAUAGACAUGAAGAAAUGAAGAAAAAAAAAAAUCAAGAGUAAUUGUCUAACCUUGUUCAAGUUACUUUAAGAAGGUGUCUGGUAACCCCCCGCUCCAAAAAAUGCUUGCAAUAUCUCUGCGUUAUGAUGUAUUACAUAUGACAAUUUGAAAAUUUGGAACACAUUUUAGGAAGAAUUCUGGAAGUUGCCACAUUAUUUUGCUUUCAUGGGCCACAAAAAAUGUUGCGGCCAGAUCUGGCCCCCGGGCCUUGUGUUUGACACGCCCACUGUAAGGUGCCUUCUACAUCUAGUGAGUUUGCCAUUUUGUGUAUUUUCGGCUAAAAUACGCAACAGCAAUGACAUAAUUAACAGCGUGCGAGUUGUUCCAAAGCAAGUUUUCUUCUGCCCUUGAUAUACAAAUCCCUGUGUAGUGAUAUCGGGAGUAGGGAUGAGUAACUGAUACAUGCAGCCGCCAUUGAAGACUCCCAAGGAAAAUGAUGGUGAUUGACAGGUGAUCAAUGCAGGGUGUAUCCCAGCAGGGAUGCGUGAAUGAGGCUCGUCUUGCGCGUGUUUACACUCUGCCUCCGCCGUAACGCCGCAGGACCUCUCGUAGUGGAGCGGGAUCCGAGGGGAUGGGACGAGGGGGGCUCGCGCACAAUCUCCCGUGACCAAUGAGCGGGGUGCUGUCAGGGGUAACCACAUGUGUCAGCCACUCUCGGCCAAUAAAGAGCGGAGCGAGGCGGACCACAGGUGCGCGCCUCCGUCCCCCCUGGCACAGCGCCCCGGAGAUGCUGGAGAGAGACGCCUGGCUGCUCCUCCUGACUCCCCCCUCCUCAUACUCCCCGCUCGGGCGGUGAUGGCGACCGCCACGUCCAACCACUUCAGCGUCCUCAGCAGCCCCGGCAGCCCUCCGCCGCCGCCGCCGCCGCCGCCGCAGCAGCAGUCGGAGUCCGGGACCAUGCAGCAGCAGCAGCAGCAGCAGCAGCAGUACAGGGACGCGCACGCCCUGCUCCAGAGCGACUACGGCGCGCACCCGCUCAGCCAUCACGCGCACCAGUGGAUCGCGGCGCUGUCUCACCACGGGGACGCCGUAGCCCCGUGGCCGUCCAGUCCGCUCGGGGAGCAGGACGUCAAGCCGGUGCUGCACGACGACGAGCGCGAGGAGCAGCGCGACUCCGGCGGCGGCGGCGGCGCGCAACAGCGACACCCUCACCCGGCCGCGCAUCACGACGCCAGAGCAUGCUGGCGCACCGGCAGCACCGCCAUGCAGGCGACGUCUGAGGGCCAGGCUCUGCUCUACUCGCAGUCCGGCUUCGGGAUGAUGCCCGGCGGCGAGCAAGGCGGCAUGCACCACUCGCACCCGCACCCGCACCCGCACCACCACCCGCUGCCUAGGGACGACGAGCAGCACGGCGGCCACAGCCCGCACCUGAGCGACCACGGAGGCGGGCCGCCGCCGCAGCAGCACCAGGACCACUCGGACGAAGACACGCCGACCUCGGACGAGCUGGAGCAGUUCGCCAAGCAGUUCAAGCAGCGGCGCAUCAAGCUGGGCUUCACGCAGGCCGACGUGGGUCUGGCCCUGGGGACCCUGUACGGCAACGUCUUCUCGCAGACCACCAUCUGCAGGUUCGAGGCGCUGCAGCUGAGCUUCAAGAACAUGUGCAAGCUCAAGCCGCUGCUGAACAAGUGGCUGGAGGAGGCCGACUCCACGUCGGGCAGCCCCACCAGCCUGGACAAGAUCGCCGCGCAGGGCCGCAAGAGGAAAAAGAGGACCUCCAUCGAGGUGGGCGUCAAGGGGGCCCUGGAGAGCCACUUCCUCAAGUGCCCCAAGCCCGGCGCGGCCGAGAUCAACUCGCUGGCCGACAGCCUGCAGCUGGAGAAGGAGGUGGUCCGGGUUUGGUUCUGUAACAGGAGGCAGAAGGAGAAGCGGAUGACGCCCGCCGGGGGGGGCCUGCCCGGGGGGGAGGACAUGUACGGGGACAGCCCCCCGCACCACGGAGGACAGACCCCGGUGCAGUGACCAAAAAAAAAAAAGAGCACGCAGCGUUCUUUCCAUUUUUGUCCCCCCCCCCUUAAAAAAUGAAAAUAUCUAUAUAUAUAUCUAUAUAUAUAUAUAUAGAUAUAUAUAUAAAAUAAAAGAAUCAUAAUGUGGCGAGGACACGAUUGGGAUUUACAGUGCAGCCCCUCCACGCUGCGGAACUCACGGCGACUAUUAUGGGAUGUAUUCUUCUUCUUCUUAAUUAUUGUUACGUGCUGCCGUGGGAGCCACGCAAACGCCCUUUUGUGCGUCACUGUGCCAAAUUGUGUGGACUUGGAGUCUCACGCUCACACACGCCAAAAAAAAGAAAAAAGAAAGGCGUCGUUUGUGGACGUGGGGCGGGGGGCGGGUGCAGGGGGGUUCUCGCGUGGGCUGCAGGAGGAACCGCAGUGAGUAAAAGUGGGGUAAAUAAACGCCAUCUUUGCGUGGAACAAAAGCAACAGGGGGUCCACGCCGACAGUAUCAAAACAGCUGCAGACACCUGCGCCUCCUUCGCAUUUACAAUUAAACCAGCAUCAUCAUCAUCAUCAUCAUCAGUAUUACUACUACUACUAUUAUUAUUAUUAUUAUUAUUAUUAUUAUUAGGAAGGUCAUGUUUAUUAUGAUUGCUCUUUCAUUGUUUUUAUUAUUUAAAGGUUCAUUUUCGUUAAAUAAUUAAAUGUAAAAAUAUUGCACCUGCUCUUUCCCCAUGGUCACUUUUACAGCAACAUUAGUAUUAUUAUUUAAUAUUGUUAUAUAUCAUAAUAUUACAGUAUUCCCAUUACUAACGUAUAGUUUUUUCUGUUUAUUGUAGUUGUUCUCAUUUUAAUUCAGUAAUUGCUUGAGCACACAAAAUAGUUUUUGCCGGGCCCACCAUUGUAUAUAAAGUAUAAAAUCUCUACGAUAACAACAAGGAAUUCAGACAAUAUUACAAGUGACCAUGAUGCUUAAUUAUGAUACAGCCAUAGUAUCAGCAAUGCACCAAUUCAGUAAUAAUAAUAAUAAUAAUAAUAUAAUGGAAAUACUUUCAAGCUUUUUGUGUGCACUGUGUUUUUGAUGUUUGUUAUUUCUGUACUUUUUCCAAAAAAAAAUGAGAGAAAAACUAAAGAGAGAAAAACUAUUCUGUGAGUCUCCAAAAGCAAUCCAGCCCAUUUUGUAUUUUUUUGCCUUCGUCUCCUAUGAAGAUGGAGGACAUUAAAAAAAAAAAAAAAUACUACUAAUUUCAAAAUAAGCUGAAUUCCAUGUCCUCAUGAUAUACCAGCUACUACAUUCACCCAGACUCUUUGUGGGAUGUAUCGCAUUCGUUGGUUCUGAUUUGAUGCUGUUUGUUUUUUGUACAGGGUUCGUUUUGUAUAUUUGUCAGUCUGUGGCAAUACACACACACACACACACACGUUCUUGUGCUACUGUGAUUUCCAUAGAAGCUUGUGUGACGAGGGCAAGGUUAUACGAGGACUGGCGUGCAGGUUUUACUUCUGCUUAAAAUGUGGAAACUCAGACGCAGCUUGAGGACAAUUUUGUCAUUUAGGACAACAACGCUCUCUGAAUGUAUCAACAGAAUUUUCCCAGCAAUGUUUUAUAAUAUUCAUGAUAUAAAUCGUAAUAAUUGUGCGGAUUUAUGAUUUUUUUUUUUUUUUUUUUUUUUUUUUUUUCUCUCUCUCCGCAACAGGCCCUGCGUGAGUCCUGUCUUGUGUCCUCAAUGCUGAAUUUGAGUUUUCGCCUUGCGGGAGGGUAAUGAAUACAAAACCAAAACAAAACAUUUAUCGACCUGAAAUCUGUGACGAGGAAGAAAAAAAAAAAAAAGAAACAAAUCGACAAUUGCACAAUUUCUACAUGCUUUUUUGUCAUUAAAUCCGAUUUGUUUUCUA
Molecule: messenger RNA, 5367 nt
Organism: Phyllopteryx taeniolatus (common seadragon)
Lineage: Eukaryota; Metazoa; Chordata; Actinopteri; Syngnathiformes; Syngnathidae
Gene: pou3f2a
Product: POU class 3 homeobox 2a
Biological process (GO): regulation of transcription by RNA polymerase II; brain development
Cellular component (GO): nucleus
Molecular function (GO): RNA polymerase II cis-regulatory region sequence-specific DNA binding; DNA-binding transcription factor activity, RNA polymerase II-specific
Source: RefSeq, a predicted model, not a curated record